Molecule: messenger RNA, 567 nt
Organism: Arachis ipaensis
Lineage: Eukaryota; Viridiplantae; Streptophyta; Magnoliopsida; Fabales; Fabaceae
Source: RefSeq, a predicted model, not a curated record
AUGAAGAAUCUUGAAAGACAAGUAGGGCAAUUGGCUAGACAAGCUGAAAGGCCAAACAAUAUUUUUUCAAGUGAUACCAUUCCAAAUCCCAAAGAAGAAUGCAAAGCAAUUCAACUCAGAAGUGGAAGGACACUGGAAAAUGAGAAGGUCGAUAGUAAAGUGGCAACUGAAGAGAAGGACCAGGAGAAGCUCAAGAAGAAGGAGGAAGAGCUACAAGCUCCAAGGAAAAGAAAGCACGUCAUGAAAGAGCAUACACAAGAACAGAGGAUGGAGGUGAAACCUUACAUUCCUCCUCUGCCAUACCCUCAAAGGUUGUCUAUAGAAAAAGUAAAGCCUACACGAAUGUCCUUGCAACUUGCUGAUAGAUCAAUGGUAAUUCCCAAUGGAAUGGUUGAGAAUCUCUUAGUCAAGGUGUGUAAGUCUAUAUUUCCAGUGGAUUUUGUGAUCCUGGAUCUAGAUGAAGAGGGAAGCGACUCUAUCAUAUUAGGAAGGCCUUUCCUAGCCACAACAAGAGCCAUUAUUAAUGUGGAGAAAAGAGAAAUGACCUUGAGAGCACAUGAUGAGUAG